AUGGCCACGAGCCUCGUUACUUCAAACCAAGGGCAUCUACCAUUGCUGCAGCCCAGUCCAGUACGAGUUCUUGCAGAUGCUAUUCAUCAGUAUCAAAAUGCACACUCAGUCGAAAAUCCCUCACUGCCAUUUGACGACAUAGAAGUUACUGAAAAUGCCUUCCGUUCUUCAUCAACUCAAACACCAAGUAGCUUUUUCGAAUCACUCACCCGCUUGUCCCCAAACAAUGCUGUCGCUGGCCCAUCCACCCCUUCCCCACUCGAUGACUUCUCUCGCACAGUUGUGAAUUCUCUAGCAUCAACAUCAGCAUCUUUCCUUGUGUCAAGUAGCCCAUUGCACUCGUCAUCACAAUUUCCUCGCUACAUCCCCACAUCUAUCUCGCCUUCCCGGAAACGAAAAUCCGAACUUCUUGACUUCGAACCUGAAACACAGAGAGAAUGGGCGCUUCAGCAGGGACUAGCGGCAGCUCAUGAACGAGAGGCUGCACAGAAAGCUAUGAUGGGUGGGAUGCAGUCCACAAUAAUUCUACAGGGGAUGUACUGUGACUCAUUGCAUGGGCAACUCGCAGCACAGGAAGAGGCGAAGAAUAAUUCAAAAAAACGCGGGAAGUUAAUGGGAAAUGGCUUACCUUGUUAUCUGAGUGGAGAUGCUUUCUACACGCGAGUUGUCGACCAUGAGAAAGCAGCAGCAGAUGAAGAAGUGGCCAAGCAAGCUCGAAAAGAGGGGAGAGAACAACGUGCUGCAGUUUUGGAGGAGUGGAAGAAGACGGAAGAAGCAAGAAAGAAGCGUAACAGGGAAUUAAAGGGGAAGUAUCAAAUGGACUUGGAGCGGUGGAAGGAGGAAAAAGAACUCGCGAAGUUGGAGAAGCGUCGGCUGGCGUGGAAAAAGCCAACGCGAGGUAAAUUGGAGGCGCCGUUACCUAAACCGGUACUUGCGGAGGGCACUGCAGGUGACGAGCUUGAUGUUGACGGUGAUGACCAUGAGAAUGCCAGUGACGAGGAUGAAGAGGAGUAG
Suillus discolor is the source of this 1014-nucleotide messenger RNA. RefSeq lists its product as uncharacterized. Bases 1 to 1014 code for a protein of 337 amino acids. The record is from RefSeq and is a predicted model, not a curated record. The transcript has a single exon. Lineage: Eukaryota; Fungi; Basidiomycota; Agaricomycetes; Boletales; Suillaceae.